AUGGGGUGCCAUUUGGAAUGCUGGCUAUGUGCUUCCCUGUCCCCUCGGGUGUUUGGUCUGCUGGUAUGGAUGCUGAUAGCGGGGACAAACUACUUCCGUUCUGCCUUUGGGUGGGUCAUGUUUGUGGCCAUCUUGUACUGGGUCCUGACAGUCAUCUUCCUUAUCAUCUACCUGACCAUGGCUUACAACAGGAUCCCUCAGGUCCCCUGGACAGUUGUGGGCCUGUUCUUCAACAGUAGUGCUACAGUGAUGUAUGUGGUGGCAGCAGCAGUGGAUGCAGCCUCAAUCAGCCAUGCUGUUAAAGGGCGCCAUAACUACAACUGCUGGGUAGCAUCCACGUUCUUUGCCUUCCUGGUCACGCUCUGCUAUGCAGGAAGUACGUAUAUAAGUUUUAAAUCGUGGCAAUCGAGGGAUGAGGAACAAUAACCAAUCACAAAGGAAAGCUAAAGUA
Coregonus clupeaformis (lake whitefish) is the source of this 451-nucleotide messenger RNA. RefSeq names its product CKLF-like MARVEL transmembrane domain-containing protein 8. Gene Ontology annotation, molecular function: structural constituent of myelin sheath. Lineage: Eukaryota; Metazoa; Chordata; Actinopteri; Salmoniformes; Salmonidae. Gene Ontology annotation, cellular component: membrane. Gene Ontology annotation, biological process: myelination. The coding region runs from base 1 to 426 and encodes 141 amino acids. The transcript has 5 exons. The record is from RefSeq and is a predicted model, not a curated record.